This is a messenger RNA of Cydia amplana, 1000 nucleotides long. RefSeq names its product procathepsin L-like (gene Catl-like). Bases 86 to 1000 code for a protein of 304 amino acids. The transcript is spliced from 8 exons. The record is from RefSeq and is a predicted model, not a curated record. Gene Ontology annotation, molecular function: cysteine-type endopeptidase activity; cysteine-type endopeptidase activator activity involved in apoptotic process. Gene Ontology annotation, biological process: immune response; positive regulation of apoptotic signaling pathway; positive regulation of peptidase activity. Gene Ontology annotation, cellular component: lysosome. Lineage: Eukaryota; Metazoa; Arthropoda; Insecta; Lepidoptera; Tortricidae.
AGCUGCGAGUAAAUCCAGCGAUAACUAUCUCCUAACUUUAAAUGCCGAAGAAAUUAAGAUAUUUGAUGAUGCAUUUUCUACGUAUAUGCGGCAGUUUGGAAAACAAUAUGCCAAUAAGGAAGAACGUGAAAUGAGAAAACGUAAUUUCUACAAAAGCUGGAGGCUAGUAACUAGUACAAAUAAUAAAAAUAUGGGCUAUAAAUUAGCACUAAAUAAAUUGUCCGAUCGUAUUGACGAAGAAAUUUCGAAGUACAGAAGUCCAAAAAGUGACAAACCUAAAACCGGAAACAUACCUUUUCCUUACUCAGAAGAGGAAAUUAAAAAAAUAGCAAACACUGUACCUAAGGAGUACGAUUUGAGGGUGGAAGGCCUUGUAGGUCCUGUGUCGGAUGCGUUAAAUGAAGGAUGCGAGUCUAAUUGGGCCUUUGCUGUUACGGCUGUCGUGGAAGGUGCCCUGGCUCGGAGCAACGGAGGUACUUGGAUGAAACUAAGUGAACAAGCUCUCAUAGAUUGCUCUUGGGGAUACGGAAAUAAAGGUUGUAAGGGUGGAAGUCCUACGAAGUCUUACUCGUGGAUAAUGAAGCAUGGAUUACCCUUACAACAGGAAUAUGGCCAAUACACUAAUAAGAAUGGAUUUUGUAAUUUGCAAAAUAUGACGAAGACGUUCAAAAUCAAAGGAUACACGAAUGUAAUUCCUAACAGUGUCGAUGCUCUCAAGAUCGCUUUGAUCAACCACGGCCCUAUAUCGGUUAAUGUAAAAGGUGGCUACGGCUUGAUGAUGUAUGAUGGAGGCAUUCUUUACGAUGAAACCUGUGACAAAGAUGAUAAAGAAGUAAAGAUCCCUAUGACCUUAGUUGGUUAUGGUGAAAAAGACGGCGAUACAUUCUGGAUCCUCAAAGAGUCUAACAGUCCAUACUGGGGUAUCGACGGUUAUGUCUACAUAUCUGCUAGAGAUAAUAACUGCGGCGUAAUGAAUGAAGCUACUUAUGCUAUCGCAUAA